Molecule: messenger RNA, 899 nt
Organism: Sceloporus undulatus (fence lizard)
Lineage: Eukaryota; Metazoa; Chordata; Lepidosauria; Squamata; Phrynosomatidae
Product: zinc finger protein 239-like
Exons: 4
Coding region: 120-899 (259 amino acids)
Biological process (GO): regulation of transcription by RNA polymerase II
Molecular function (GO): RNA polymerase II cis-regulatory region sequence-specific DNA binding; DNA-binding transcription factor activity, RNA polymerase II-specific
Source: RefSeq, a predicted model, not a curated record
GUGGGUGGAGCAGGCCGAGGAGGAGGAGGAGGAGGAGGAGGAGAAGCUCCAGAUCUACUUUGAAGAAGUAGCUGUCUCUCCUGCAUCCAGGCCAGAGGGCUCUCUACAAGGAAGUCAGGAUGGAGGAAGAUGGGAAAAAGGCCUUUCUGGCCGUGUCUCACCAUCCCUCAAUCCGUUGCCUUGGAGAAGACUUCAAAGAUAAUGAGCAGGAGAGUGAGACCUACAAAGAGCCAGCUGUGGCAUCAUGGGAAAUAACCAAACUUCUCAUGGAAAAAGAGGAAUUUGGAAAUCGAAGAGGACCUAAAAGGCAGAAAGGAAACCAAGCAGAGAAGAACUCUUUUGUUUUCUUGGGCGCUGAUCUUGCUAAACCUCUGGAUUCACAGACAAAACAGCUACAAUGUCCUGUCUGUGGGGAAAUAUUAAAAUAUAAAUCACAGUUCAAUAUACACUUGAGAGUUCAUACAGGAGGGAAGCCCUACAAAUGCAUGCAUUGUGGAAAGAGCUUCAGUCAAAAGGCCCAUCUACAUUCACACCAAAAAACCCACACAGGGGAGAAACCAUAUAAAUGCAUGGAAUGUGGAAAGAGCUUCAGUCACAAUGGAAAUCUACAUAUACACCAAAAAACUUCACCAGGGGCGAACCGUACUAAAUGCAUGCAAUGUGGAAAGAGCUUCAAUCAAGUUCCCAUCUACAUUUACCUCAAAGAACACACCACAGGGGAGAAAAACCAUUAUAAUGCAUGGAAUGUGGAAAAGGCUUUACUCAGACUGGACAUCUACCUUCACAUCAAAAAACGCACACAGGGAAAAAUCUAUAAAAUGCAUGAAUGUGAAAGAGCUUCAGUAGCAGUGGAAGUUUUCAUUCACAUCAAAAAACCCACUCGGGAAGAAAACAUAUAA